This is a messenger RNA of Drosophila biarmipes, 787 nucleotides long. Its product is annotated as fibrinogen-like protein 1. The coding region runs from base 23 to 694 and encodes 223 amino acids. The record is from RefSeq and is a predicted model, not a curated record. The transcript is spliced from 2 exons. NCBI's taxonomy places the organism in Eukaryota, Metazoa, Arthropoda, Insecta, Diptera, Drosophilidae.
CUGCGAUAAAGAUUGCACCGCGAUGCUCAACACCUUUAUUGCUCAUGCUGUAAAAUACGUGGAAAUCGCGGAGGACUUGAAAAAUCAAAGGAAAUGGCUUGCUGAAGAACUCGCUGAAAUUGGUUGGAUACCCAUUCAAAGGCGUUUCGACGGUUCCGAGAACUUCAACCGACCUUGGCAGGACUAUAUGUAUGGUUUCGGAAACCGAAGUGGAGAAUUUUUUGUCGGACUGAAGGAAGUGCACUAUAGGACUCAAAAAAGACGCCACGAACUUUUUAUAAGACUUGCAAAUGUUAGUGGAAACACUAGAUACGCUCAUUAUAAUGAUUUUAGAAUCGGAAGCGAAAAGGAAGGUUAUGCUCUAAGGUCGCUUGGAAAAUACUCCGGUACAGCUGGAGACGCCCUAAGAGCACAUGAGAAUCGAAAGUUUACUACCUUUGACGUGGAUAACGACCAUAAUUUAGUACGCAAUUGCGCUUCAAAUGAAUAUGGUGGUUGGUGGUUCGGUAACUGCGCUUACAGCUCCCUAAACGGAAAGUAUUAUCGAGACGGCAUUUGUAAUACAGCCAAUGGGAUCCAUUGGGGCACUUGGCAUGGGUUCAAUUAUACCCACUCGCUUACCGCGGUUGAAAUGAUGAUAAAGCCACUAUCUAAAUCCUACAAGUCGAAUAUGAAUUCCAUACCUUUUUUUUAAUUAUUGGAAGCAACUGCAUUACUAUUAAUGAUGACUAAGCCUUAAAUGUAGAACUAUUCUCAGAUUACUGUACAUUUCAAAUUCGUAUGAACU